GGCAAGGUCGUCAAGACGUCAAGUGAAGUGAAGGCAAGCAGUGUUUGUUUUUUAUCACGCAUACAGUUUUUUCUCUGAAAAACGACAUAAUACCAGAAACUGUAAUAAACGAGCAAGAAAAAUUUGAUAAUAUUUUUAUCACGUCAAGAGAUGACACCGUUUAGCAGUGAUUAAGAAGAGCUGUAGUGUCGCAACGAUGUCUCUGUUCCCGGCUUACAGUCAGGAGGCCGCCGGCUCGAAGCUGCGCGAUGCCGAGGCCGGCGCAGAUAUGUGCUGGGACGACGCGAGUCCGCUCGAGGCCGACGCCGCGAUGGUGCCCUGCGGCGAGGCCGAGCGCGAGCUGCUCGAGUCCAGUGACAGCGACCUGGAGGUAGCGCCCGCGCCCGCGCCGGGCUCCGAGCCCGAGCCGGACUACUACGUGGACCGGCGCUUCGACGGCGGCAACCUCCGCGUCUCCACUAUCUACUACCCUGGCCGUCCGCAAUACAACAGUCCAGAGUUCCACUUGGCGCUCGGUCUGAAGCGCACGGCGGGGCACAGGAAGCGCGCGCGGCGCUACUGGGAGGCGAAGGACGACGGCAGGGGCGGCGGCGGGGUCGGGGAGGGCCCGCAGGCGGAGGGGGAGGGCGAGCGCGGCGCCGCGCUGCGCCGGGCGCUCGUGGACAGGCCGCGGGACGUGGAGCUGUGGCUGCAGUACAUCGACUAUCAGGAAUGGGUGCACGGCGCAGAGGCGGCACGUGCGGUGAGCGAGGCGGCGGCGGCGCGCGCGCCCGACGCCCCCGCGCUACGGGCGCGUCGUCUCGCGCUGCUGCAACGGACCGAGGCCGCACAGGACUACGUCACUAGGUUACGCGACGAGCUCACGCAAGAAAAAGAUCCGUACGUGUCGGCGGAGCUGUGGUGUCGCCUGAUAUCGGCGUUGGCGCGCGAGCCGUCGGCCGGCGUGUCGGGCGCGGCCGCCGCCGCCGCCGCCGCCGCGCGCUCCUGCCGCCGCCUGCCCGCCGCCUACCCCAACAUACUGUACACGUACGGCUCGGUAGUUCGUGCGGCCGGGCUGUGGGAGACGCUGGUGCUGCUGCUGGAGCUGGUGCUGGCGGCCGCGCCGGGCGCCGCGUCCACCCCGGCCGGCCCGCCUUCCGCCUUCCCGCCGCCGCGCGACCCGCGCCGCGAGCGGGACGCGGAGGAGCGGCUGCAGGACUACGAGGACAAGGUGGUGAACAGCGGGCUGCCGUCGGGCGCGGUGUGGGCGCGCGUGGAGCGCGCGCGCGGCGCGGCGCACUGGCGGCCGGCGCGGGCAGAGGCCGCCGCGGCCGGUGCCGCCGCCGCCGCCGACGCCGACCCCGACCCGCAGCGCACGCCGGCCUUGGCCGACGUCGCCGACCUCGUGCUGCCGUGCGCAGACCCCGCUGCCUUGUUCCUGUUACUGGUUAAUGCAUUACGUCUAGCGAAGGUUCCUUUGCUCCCGGGUGCACAAUACGUGCACGACGCCGCGGGCGCGGGCGCCGACGAGUGGGACUGCGGCGAGGCGCUCCUGCCGCUCGUGCUCGCGUCGCGCCGCAUGCCGCGCACGCACGCGGCGCACGCCGCGCCCGGGGCGGCGCGGGAGCUCGUGAAGCUCGCCGUCGACCCGCCGCACUACUUCAGCGAUGAUUAUGGGUAUCGUAGCUGGGUGGAAGCUCUGUGGGACGCGGCGCUGGCGGCGGCGACCGGAGACGGCGUGGUGGCGCUGCUCUGCUGGCGGCUGCGGUGGCUGCAUGCGCAACUGCUGCUCCUGCCCGAGUCUUCUGAGAGCGCGGUGGAAGCGCGGCGCAUCCGCGACGCGGCGCAGGCGACCCUCAAGCGCUGGGGCGGCUCGCGCGCGCUGGCUUUCGCGCUGUUCGCGCGCCUGGCGCACGCCGCGGCGGCGCGCGGCGGCGGCGGCGGGCCGGACGCCGGGCGCCGCGCCGCCGCGGUCGCGCUGCAGGACGACGCCGUGCCCACGACACAUGUGCUGUACAUCGCCAGGAUCGUGGACGAGGUGCAUGGCGGCGCGAGCGGCGCGUUGUCGGCGGCGGGCGCGCGCGCGCUGUGCGAACGGCGCUGCGCCUCAAUAGAGGAAGAGCUGGCGACCGAGGAGGAGUCCCGCGCGGCCGCGCUGGGCUGCGGCGCGCGGCUGCUGCGCGCGCUGCUGCCCGGCGCCGCCGAGUGGGGCGCCGCGCGCGCGCUGCUGGCCGACCAGGCGCGCCGGCGCCGGCUGCUGCAGCGGCUGCUGGUGAGAGGAUCUCGGCUUACGUUCUUCUUAAACUUAUUUACUGAAGCAUCGCUAUUCUGGGGUGCCGUAACUUAAGUUGUAUCAGUAUAGCUAACAUUAUAACACGUGGUUGUUAUGGCCGCGACACGGCAUAUUAGUAUGUGAGAGUGAACGGUUGACGGCAGGCGUCGCCGGGCGGCGCACGCGGCGCGGGCGCGGCGCGCUGGGGGGAGCAGGCGGCGGCGGCGCUGGCGCCGCGCACGCGCCACGGCACCGCGGCCGCGCGCGAGCUGUCCCGGCGCUACCCCGGCAACGCGCUGCUGGCGCUAGGUCAGUCCACCGAGCCAUAUUGCUUAUAUUUAACCUUAAUAUUUUGGUACGAAUUUGAACAAUUGUUAUAAAUUUUGCGAGAUGAAAAGAUUCAUUGUAGCCGUAGUUAAAUUUAUUAAAAAAUCAAUUCGUGUUAAGUGUCGAGCGGCACGCCGCUGUGGUCGCA
This is a messenger RNA of Cydia pomonella (codling moth), 2726 nucleotides long. RefSeq lists its product as uncharacterized. The record is from RefSeq and is a predicted model, not a curated record. Gene Ontology annotation, molecular function: protein binding. Gene Ontology annotation, cellular component: catalytic step 2 spliceosome. The coding region runs from base 197 to 2326 and encodes 709 amino acids. The transcript has 11 exons. Gene Ontology annotation, biological process: negative regulation of RNA catabolic process; regulatory ncRNA-mediated post-transcriptional gene silencing. NCBI's taxonomy places the organism in Eukaryota, Metazoa, Arthropoda, Insecta, Lepidoptera, Tortricidae.